Impatiens glandulifera is the source of this 4776-nucleotide messenger RNA. Its product is annotated as cleavage and polyadenylation specificity factor subunit 1. Gene Ontology annotation, molecular function: nucleic acid binding; protein binding. The transcript has 26 exons. The record is from RefSeq and is a predicted model, not a curated record. Lineage: Eukaryota; Viridiplantae; Streptophyta; Magnoliopsida; Ericales; Balsaminaceae. Gene Ontology annotation, cellular component: nucleus. Bases 162 to 4535 code for a protein of 1457 amino acids.
GAUAGAGAGAGAAAUAGGCAUCCCGCCAGAAAUACUGACUAAGGUUUAAGCGUCCUCCCCAAAUCCUGACUGUUCUUCUCUAUUACGUACAUUCACCUCCUGCGAUUCUCGCGGAGGCCAAAGAAUUUUCGAGAUUCUUUCCUGUAAAGUAACCAAUCAAAAUGAGCUUCGCAGCACACAAAACGAUGCACGCCCCGACCGGGAUAGAGAAUUGUGCAUCUGGUUUCAUCACUCACUCCGCCGCAGACUUUGUCCCUCAAAUCCCGCCAAUUCAGUCGGAUGAGUUCGAAUCCGAUUGGAAGGCGACCAAGGCCAUGGGUCCUAUUCCCAAUCUUGUCGUGUCAGCGGGAAAUGUUCUGGAAGUUUAUGUAGUAAGAGUUCAAGAGGAAGGAACCGCUGCCAACCGAGAUGCCAAAGGUCAAUUGGAAGCUAAGCGUGGGAGUGUUUUGGAUGGGAUUACUGGCGCUUCUCUUGAGCUUGUCUGCCAUUACAGAUUGCAUGGAAAUAUUUAUUCAAUAGCGGUAUUGUCCAAAGGAGGUGCUAAUGGUGGAAAAACAAGAGAUUCAAUUAUUUUAACUUUUGAAGAUGCCAAGAUAUCAGUUUUGGAGUUUGAUGAUUCAACCCAUAAACUUCGAACCAGCUCUAUGCAUUGCUUUGAGGGUCCAGAUUGGCGACAUCUGAAGAGAGGAAGAGAAUCUUUUGCAAGAGGCCCAUACGUGAAGGUUGAUCCUCAAGGAAGAUGUGGCGUGGUUCUUGUUUAUGGCCUACAAAUGAUAAUCCUGAAGGCUGCUGAGGUUGGUUCCAGCCUGGUUGGUGAAAAGAGUAUUCUCAGUGAUGGAGGUGCAUUGUCUGCUCGUAUCGAGUCAUCAUACAUAAUAAAUCUACGGGAUUUGAAUAUGAAACAUGUUAAGGACUUUAUAUUUAUCCAUGGUUAUAUCGAGCCUGUGAUGGUGGUCCUUCAUCAACAAGAGCUAACAUGGACCGGGCGUCCCUUAUCGAAGCAUCAUACUUGCAUGAUUUCUGCUCUUAGUAUAAGCACAACGCUAAAGCAGCAUCCUCUCAUAUGGUCUGCUCAAAAUCUCCCUCAUGAUGCAUACAAACUUUUGGCUGUGCCAUCACCAAUUGGUGGAGUUCUUAUUCUUUGCGCAAAUAGUGUACAUUACCAUAGUCAGACUGCUUCAUGUAUGUUGGCGUUGAACAAAUUUGCAGUUCCUGUCUCUGGAAGUCCAGAGAUGCCAAAGUCAAGUUUCAGUGUUGAGCUUGAUGCUGCAAAUGCAACUUGGUUAUCAAAUGAUGUGGCUAUUCUAUCUACAAAAGCUGGAGAGCUGUUACUUCUGACAAUUGUGUAUGACGGACGUGUUGUGCAGAGACUUGAUAUUUCAAAAUCUAAAGCUUCAGUACUCACUUCGGGGAUCACAUCCAUUGGAAAUUCACUUUUCUUUUUGGGAAGUCGAGUAGGAGACAGCAUGCUUGUGCAGUUUUCAGGUGGUUCAGGAACAUCAAUGUCACCUCAUGGUGUGAAGGAAGAGUUUUUUGAUCUUGAAGGAGAUGCCUCUGCAGCAAAGAGACUGAAAAGAUCACCUUCAGAUGCUUUACAAGAUAUGCUUGGUGUAGAAGAGCUUUCAUUAUAUGGUUCAGGUCCCAAUAAUGAACAAUUAGCUCAGAAGAUGUUCUCAUUUGUAGUGAGGGAUUCAUUGGUCAAUGUUGGCCCUAUAAAGGACUUCGCAUAUGGAUUAAGGAUCAAUGCAGAUCUAAAUGCAACUGGAAUUGCAAAACAAAGUAACUAUGAGCUGGUGUGUUGUUCUGGACAUGGAAAGAAUGGUGCUCUCUGUGUGCUUCAGCAAUCGAUACGCCCCGAUAUAAUUACUCAAGAACAAUUACCUGGUUGCAAGGGAAUUUGGACUGUCUACCACAAGAACUCCCGCAGUCACAACAUUGACCCUUCAAAGACGCUUGCUGAUGAUGAUGAAUAUCAUGCAUACUUGGUUAUUAGCCUUGAGACUCGUACUAUGGUACUAGAAUCAGCUAACAAUCUAGAGGAAGUUACUGAGGCUGUUGAUUAUUAUGUUCAGGGUCAGACCAUGGCUGUAGGGAAUCUCUUUGGAAGGCGUCGGGUUGUUCAAGUUUAUGCUCGUGGUGCUCGGAUUCUUGAUGGUGCUUGUAUGACUCAAGAAUUAAUCUUUAAAGCAACAAACUCUGAAUCUAGUUCUGGUUCCGAGGGCUUAACUGUAUUAGGUGUCUCUAUAGCUGAUCCAUAUGUGUUACUCAAAAUGUCAGAUGGAAGCAUUCAGCUUCUUGUUGGAGAUCAUUCUACUUGCACAGUAUCUGUGAAUUCCCCCGCGGUGUUUGAAAAUUCAAAGAAAUUGAUUUCUGCCUGUACUCUUUAUCAUGAUAAAGGACCUGAACCAUGGCUUAGAAAAGCAAGUAGUGAUGCAUGGCUUUCUACGGGUGUAGGAGAGGCAAUUGAUGGACCAGAUGGUAUGCCUCAAGAUCAGGGUGAUGUAUAUUGUGUCGUUUGUUAUGAAAAUGGCGACCUUGAAAUCUUUGACAUACCUAACUUCAAUUGUGUUUACACGGUGACUAAAUUUGUGUCUGGAAAGGCCUAUCUUGUAGAUUCGUUAAUCCAGGAACCAUCAAGUGAUAGUCAGAAAGAUGUUGGCAAAACUUCUGAGAAGUUGUCUGGCCAAGGUAGGAAAGAAAAUAACCCAAAUUUGGAGAUUGUUGAAUUGGCUAUGCAAAGAUGGGCUGGACAGCACACUCGACCAUUUCUAUUUGCAAUAUUAACAGAUGGAACAGUUCUUUGUUAUCAUGCUUACCUGUUUGAAGCUUCAGAAAAUGCUUCUAAGAGUGAGGUAGAUGUUUCUGCUGAGUACACUGCUAACACAAACGGCACAAAUGCUUCUAAAUUCAGGAAUUUGAGAUUUGUCCGGGUUCCCUUGGAUACAUAUGCCAAGGAGGAGCUGCCAUCUGGGAAGCCAUCUCAACGCAUAACCACCUUCAGGAAUGUUGGUGGUUACCAAGGCUUAUUUCUUUCUGGAUCAAGGCCAGCUUGGUUCUUGUUGGUCAGGGAACGUAUUCGAGUUCAUUCACAGCUAUGUGAUGGGCCAGUUUCUGCUUUUACUGUUCUUCACAAUGUUAACUGCAAUCAUGGUUUGAUACACGUUAGUGUUCAGGGAGUUUUGAAAAUAUGUCAGCUUCCAACUUUAGCUUGUUAUGACAACUUUUGGCCAGUUGAGAAAAUUCCAUUAAAGGGCACUCCACAUCAAGUGACUUAUUUUGCAGAGAAGAACUUAUAUCCAUUAAUAGUUUCAGUUCCUGUUCUUAAGCCAUUGAAUCAAGUCCUUUCAUUACUGGUUGAUCAAGAAGUUGGCCAUCAGAUUGAACAUAAUAAUAUGAAUUUUGAUGAAACUUACACAAUAGAUGAAUUUGAGGUUCGGAUUAUGGAGCCAUCAAAAUCUGGUGGUCCAUGGCAAAAUAGGGGUACUAUUUCUAUGCAAAGCUCUGAGAAUGCGCUCACUGUACGAGUGGUUACAUUAUUGAAUACCACUACAAAGGAAAACCAGACCCUUUUAGUUGUUGGAACAGCUUAUGUACAAGGAGAGGAUGUUGCUGCCCGAGGGCGUGUUCUUUUGUACUCAGUUGAAAAAAAUAAUGACAACUCUCAAGCUGUGGUUACUGAGAUUUACUCGAAAGAGUUGAAAGGUGCUAUAUCUGCUAUAGCUUCUCUUCAGGGCCAAUUGUUGAUAUCAUCUGGUCCGAAGAUUAUCUUGCAUAAGUGGACAGGACUUGAAUUGAAUGGUGUUGCCUUUUAUGAUGCAUCCCCACUUUAUGUAGUCACCCUCAACACUGUUAAAAAUUUCAUCCUCCUUGGUGACAUUCACAGAAGCAUAUAUUUCCUUAGUUGGAAGGAACAAGGGUCACAACUUACUUUAUUGGCCAAGGAUUUUGGCUCACUUGACUGUUUUGCAACUGAGUUUUUGAUCGAUGGAAGCACCCUUAGCCUUGCUGUCUCAGAUGGGCAAAAGAAUAUUCAGAUAUUCUAUUAUGCCCCAAAGAUGUCAGAGAGUUGGAAAGGACAGAAGCUUCUCUCACGGGCAGAGUUCCACGUUGGUUCCCAUGUAACCAAGUUCUUGCGGUUGCAAAUGCUCCCGACUUUGCCUGACUGGGCUAAUGCACCACCAGGCUCAGAUAAGACCAACCGAUUUGCACUAUUAUUUGGUACAUUGGAUGGAAGCCUUGGUUGUGUUGCUCCCCUUGAUGAGAUCACCUUCCGUCGUCUACAGUCUCUACAAAGAAAGCUUGUUGAUGUUGUUCCCCAAGUUGCGGGGCUCAACCCUAGGUCCUUCCGCCAGUUCCAUUCUAAGGGAAAACCACACCGGCCUGGACCUGAUAACAUAGUUGACUGUGAUCUUCUUUGCUAUUAUGAGAUGCUAACAUUGGAAGACCAGCUUGAGACAGCUAAUCAGAUUGGAACAACUCGAUCGCAAAUCAUGACUAACUUGAACGAUUUAACUCUUGGCACGAGCUUCCUAUGAGUAAUAAACACAUGAUAUUGCUUGUAACGUCAAAAUUCUGAUUAUGCUCCAAUUUGAUCUAUAAUAGUUAGGUUGUUUGUGUGUUUGCUGUUGGUUCAUAUGUAAUUUUUUUCUUCUGGGAGCUUAGGUAGCUAUUAGUGCCACAAUUUAUUGUGUAAAAUAUUGUAGCCAUUUUUCUUUUCAAUUUGUACAAGAACUAGUUCUUAUUUAAAUAGCAUCUCUGGUUUUAUUUAUUCUAUUA